AUGAAAUUCUCUGCCGCUCUCAAAGCAGCCAAGUCUGCUCAACAGGCACACUCUGCCGCCAACGACUUCCGCCAUGCCGAUAAGCGCCAAAUGGGCCGUGACGCUGGCCACUUUGCCUACACACAAGGCACCGAUAAGGGAAAGACAGUCGCCAAGACAUGGCUCAAGACAUUUGAAGUGAUUCCCCGCGUCAUCUGCCGUGGUACACAGUUCAUUCUGGCCUUGAUUGCCAUUGGCUUCUACGGCCACCGCGUGGAUGCUGAUCGCAAGGACGGCUCUGGCUUCUCCCCCGAGUGGCUAUUUGCCGUCAUCAUUGGCGGUCUAUCUGCCGUCACGUCGAUGCUGUUCCUUGCGACGGCAUCGGCGGGUAUGAUUCCCUUUGUGGGCAGCAAACUCAAGAUGCUCAAGACAUACCGUGCUUUCUGGUGGGAUGGCGUGCUUUUCGUGAGCUGGAUGGUCGUCUUUGGCAUCUUUGCCAAGAUCUUUUUGAAGCGCCAGGAUGGCGAUACGUACAAGGGUGCCGACACGCACGCCAUGAAGACGGCGAUCUGGGUGGACCUGAUCAGCGCUCUGUUUUGGAUGGUUUCAGCUGGGUACGGCUGCGGUAAGACAUUCUUGGGAAGAAAGGUCGAUGGCGUUACGGAGAAGGCUGGCAACAAAAUGUUUCAGCAGCAGCCUCAGCCUGACCCUCACGGUCAGUACAGCCAGCAGGGAUACCCUGGCUUUGCAGGAUAUCCUCAGGCUGUCUAA
[Torrubiella] hemipterigena is the source of this 750-nucleotide messenger RNA. NCBI's taxonomy places the organism in Eukaryota, Fungi, Ascomycota, Sordariomycetes, Hypocreales, Clavicipitaceae. The record is from the annotation of a GenBank genome assembly.